This is a messenger RNA of Suillus clintonianus, 833 nucleotides long. RefSeq lists its product as uncharacterized. Lineage: Eukaryota; Fungi; Basidiomycota; Agaricomycetes; Boletales; Suillaceae. The transcript has a single exon. The record is from RefSeq and is a predicted model, not a curated record. The annotation marks the transcript as partial.
GUCGCGUCUCGCCCGAUGAGCAAUUCUUCUCGCGUGACUUCCUCAACCACGAAAUCUCCUUAUACAUCAGCGCCAUUAAAUGCACUAGACGCCCUUGCUGCGCAUGCUUCAUCUUCACGUGAGGCAAACGCGCUUCCGUCAAGUGGUACGCGUGGAUUCACUAGCCUUGUUCUUCCUCGUGCGGCCACUUCUCCGGCCACCUCUGGAUCGAACUCUGGUGUUGGUACUUGGCGGCCCUGGAAAGCAGGUAGAAGGGCAACAGCCGCAGAAAGUUUGGGCGCUGGACUGGGGUUUGGAGAUGAGGUUGACCUAACACGAGCUGGACUUGCGCAGACGACGAUGGCUAGCGUGGAGAUUGUUCGUGGAAUCGCAUCUGGCACUGUCCAACGCCAAGGCUCGAAGUCUCGUGGGCCGCUGUUUGGCUUGGGCUGGUUCUCAAAGAAUAAUGCCAAGCAGGAAGGAAAAAUCUCGGCAGGUAGCUGCAGAGAGUCCGCUCGGUUUCACAGCCUAUCGAAAACCUCCUGUUUAUGUUGGCGGAAGUUCGGUGUUAGUGCAAGUAUGGGCCGUGGGGCUGGACGACGUGGAUGCUCGUCUUGUGGUAUCGGCACAAUCAGGGUCGUGAGAUUUGGGAAGCUGGACGGGCUUUACUCAGCCUUCCAGUUCACGAUGCCGCCCGAGCCAAUAUUGAAGGCAAUUUACCAUGCUGGUAGGCGACGCACCUUCGAGAAUACGCCUCAAGUUUUCAUCCGUGAAGGUGGACUUGAUCAUGGCGGGACGGUUGUGUCCAGAAUAGCUUAGACGAACCAAUUGCAACCAGAGUCUUUUAUUUGAAG